AUGGUGGAAGCCGACCUUAACAAGGAAAAUGAGGAGAUGCCAAGUAUGUCUGAUCCUGAAGAUUACGUGGACAGCAUCACCAACGAAGAAUUGGUUCCUGAUGUCCUGAGACAGAAGCCAAACAUUGAUGAAUACGAACAAUGCUGUACUGUUAUAUUUGGAAUCCCUUCUGUUGGACCUGAACGCUUUCCAAAGUUGGAAGCUGUGCUCAACAAGAUUUUUGCCACUGUGAACAGUGAGUAUAAAAUUCACAUUCCUCAAAAUGAUGAAGGAGUAACUAAAGGAUGUGUCUUCAUCGAGUGGAAGGACAAAGAGUCUGCCGAGUAUGCUAAAGGUGUACUCGAUGGCUACAAGCUUGACAAGAACCAUACCUUCUCUACCUCCCUUUUCAACGAUUUGGUUAAGGUUGAGCAGCCACCAGCUGAUUGGGCUCCUCCUCAACAACAGCCCUUCAGUGAUCCAGGAGAUUUGUGGUGGUGGAUGCAGAACAGUCGUUGUCGCGAUCAGUUUGCAGUUCACUUUGAGAAGAAUGGUGUUCCAACUGUCGGUGUCUAUUGGCACAUCAAAGGACAUGAACCAGAAUUAGCUGGAGAUACUGCCAAGGCUGAAAGAAAUUCUUGGACUGAAACUAUUUUCAAAUGGUCUCCUCAUGGCUCUUACAUGACUACAGUUCACUCUCAAGGAGUUAUCCUUUGGGGAGGACCAGAUUAUACAAGAUGUCAACGUUUUGCUCAUCAUUCUGUUCAAUGUGUUGAUUUCUCGCCUUGUGAAAAGUACUUGGUCACCUAUGCAAAUCCAACUGAGAAGAUGCAUUGGGGAAAUGAUGAUGAUUGCCUGAGGAUUUGGGACGUGAGAACAGGAGAACUCCUGAAGACUUUCUCACUCUAUGCUCUCACCAACAGAAAUCAGCUUCCUUUCUGGCCUUUCUUCCAAUGGUCUCAUGAUGAAAAGUAUUUCGCUUGCCUCAAGGCUCCUGAAAAAGACAAACUUGAGAAAGAAAAGAAGGUAAAUGGAAUAUCUGUUUUCGAAACGGAGAAGUUCGGUCUUGUUGAUAAGCGUCACGUUAUCAUCGAGAAUAUCCAGUCCUUCCAGUGGAGUCCUACCCAAAAUGUUAUUGCAUAUUACUCAGAGUGCACAGACAGUUUACCUGCUGAGUUCGGUCUCAUGCAAGUCCCAACACAUAGUAAGCUCCGAUCUGGUCGCAUUUACAAUGUGGCCGAAGCUCAAAUGUUCUGGCAACCAAACGGAAAAAGACUUGCAGUCUAUACUAAACGUUAUUCUAAGAAGCAGACCAGAGAAACUGGAGAAGUGAAAUAUGUGGGUGGAUGUUCUUAUCAUCUCGAAAUUUUCGAACUGGAUAAGAAAGAUGUUUCUUUAAUGAACUUGCCCUUACCUGAUCCAUUCAUCAACUUCGGUUGGGAGCCAAAUGGUGAUAAGUUCUGUGUUCUCACUGGUAACCAGGCCAAGGCUACUCCUCAUGUUUACAAGAUCGACUCAAAAAGUCCACACCCUCUUAAAUUGAUGAGUAAACUAGAUGCUGGAGUUCAAUUCAAUGAGGUUGUUUGGGCUCCGUCUGGAGGUUGGUUAGCUGUUUUAGCAAAGUUAUCAACAGGAGGAAACGUUGUUUUCGUUGAUGCUACUCUUCAAGAGGCUAAACGUACCAAUGUUGUCGAACAUCCCGGAUUUAACAAAGGAGUUUGGGAUCCAACUGGACGUUACUUUGUUACUUGCACAACUUUGGGUGGAAGAACUGGAGCUGAUCUCGCUUUUAGAAUUUAUACUUUCCAAGGACGUGAGUUAUGUCGUAAAAAUUUGGAUAGGCUCUCUCAGUUUGAAUGGAGGCCUCGUCCACCAGUCAAGUUAUCAGAUUUGAAGUUGAAAGAAAUCAAGAAAAAUCUCAAGAAGACUGCUGUUAGAUUUGAUCGUGAAGAUAAUGAAGAAAAGUACCGAGCUAGUCAAGAAGUGGUUGAGAAGAGAAGAAAGAUCAUGGCUGCAUUCAACCUUAUACGACAAAAGAAUCUGGAUAUUAUCUCUUCACAAAAGGACAAAAAAAUUGAAUUGAGAGGAGGAGUUGAUACUGACGCUAAAUUGAAUGCUGAGGAGUUAGUUGAAGAACAGAUUACUUUACCUUUAAGUACGGAGAAGACUGUUGCUUCAGUGGCUGAAGAUCAAGAUUAA
Auanema sp. JU1783 is the source of this 2178-nucleotide messenger RNA. The record is from the annotation of a GenBank genome assembly. NCBI's taxonomy places the organism in Eukaryota, Metazoa, Nematoda, Chromadorea, Rhabditida, Rhabditidae.